Molecule: messenger RNA, 1016 nt
Organism: Galeopterus variegatus (Sunda flying lemur)
Lineage: Eukaryota; Metazoa; Chordata; Mammalia; Dermoptera; Cynocephalidae
Gene: ISG15
Product: ISG15 ubiquitin-like modifier
Exons: 2
Coding region: 455-952 (165 amino acids)
Biological process (GO): post-translational protein targeting to endoplasmic reticulum membrane
Molecular function (GO): protein binding
Source: RefSeq, a predicted model, not a curated record
UGGUUUGGAUUGUCACUAUUCUGUUUUUCCUGAAUUAACCUUGGUGAUGUUUUGCGAGUUCACCUUUUUUGCGAACUGGUAAAUGGAAAGUGAAAGUUUUCGACUUCUGUUUCUAGGGGACUGUUGUGCAUCUCGUGAAGGACCUGAGUGCCGGAUGCUGAGUGUUAGUGGGGGGUCGUGCCAGCCCCCCCGAGGCCGGGCACACCCCUCUCACCGUCCCCGCUGCCGCUGCUGCUGCUUCUCCCUCUCCCUCCAGGGCACGUCAUGCCUGGGAAAAGGAAACUGAAACUGAAGCCCAAUUCGGCUGCGGGAGCGCCUCUCGCCGACACGCCCCCUGACGUGCCCUGCUCAGGCUCUUAAAAGGGCUGAGCCCGCCUGGGCAUCAGGAACACCUGGAAGCUGAGGCUGCAACUUCAUCCGUGCCUGCAAGGACCCGGUGCCCGAACCCACGGCCAUGGGAUGGGACCUGAAGGUGAAGAUGAUGGGGGGCGACGAGCUCCAGGUGCCCCUGAGCAGCUCCAUGCUGGCAUCAGAACUGAAGCAGAAGAUCACCCAGAAGUUCGGGGUGCCUGCCUUCCAGCAGCACCUGGCCGUCCACCCGAGUGGUGCGGAGCUGCAGGACGGCGUCCCCCUCGUCAGUCAGGGCCUGGGCCCCGGCAGUGUGGUCUUGCUGAUGGUGAAGAAGUGCGAUGACCCCCUGAGCAUCCUGGUGAGGAAUGACAAGGGUCGCAGCAAUGCCUACAAGGUGCAGCUGACGCAGCCCGUGGCCCAGCUCAAGGAGAUGGUGAGCCAGCAGGAGGGCACACCGGUCGACCAGUUCUGGCUGAGCUUCGAGGGGAAGCCCAUGGACGAACUGCAGCUGCUGGGGGAGUAUGGCCUUGUGCCCCACUGCAUGGUGAUAAUGAAUUUGCGCCUGCGAGGGGGCAGUGCAGGGCCUGGAGGGCCACACUGAGGGCCUCCACCAGUGUCUGACCAGGAUCGAGUGCUGGAAAUAAACUUUGUGCAAAGGAAAGUAA